This is a messenger RNA of Cannabis sativa, 844 nucleotides long. RefSeq names its product basic leucine zipper 43-like. Gene Ontology annotation, biological process: regulation of DNA-templated transcription. Gene Ontology annotation, molecular function: DNA-binding transcription factor activity. The coding region runs from base 79 to 810 and encodes 243 amino acids. The transcript has a single exon. The record is from RefSeq and is a predicted model, not a curated record. Lineage: Eukaryota; Viridiplantae; Streptophyta; Magnoliopsida; Rosales; Cannabaceae.
AACAUUUUCACCAUAUAAAAUAUCUCUUUUCUUUCUUCCUUUAAAGACUCUCAACUCCUCUAUAAUCAUCUCCAACCAAUGGAAUCAAAUAGCGGGUCUAAUAUCAAGCAGGGACGACUUAGUCAUAGCCCAUCUCAUAAUUCAAUAAACUCAUCAGUAUCUUCAAUAGCUAACCAAAAAGCUCCUCUGUUUCCAAGCUUGAUGAAUAAUAAUAAUAGGCAUGGCUUUGAAGUUCUAAACCUAGGCCAUCACUCAUCUUUACCCCAGCAAAACCCAUUUUGCAUCACUACUAAUAAUAUUACUGGUAGGCUCUUCCCAAACCCUAAUGAAAACUUUCCUCAUCAGCACACAUCCAUAUCGUCCCCAGGCGGCGGAAGUGGCAGCAAUGGCAACGAUUCGGUGGCGACUGACGACAUAAACAACAUGGAAUUGAGUGAGCGAAAUUGCGGAGAGGAUGUGAAUAACAACGCCGUGAACGACACAAGAAGGCUGAAGAGAAUGAUUUCCAACAGGGAAUCUGCUCGGCGGUCGAGAAUGAGGAGGAAAAUGCAAAUAGAAGAGCUUCAGUACUUGGUGAGCCAGUUACAAACCACUAACCGCCAGCUUUCGGAGAAGCUUAUUCAAUUGUUGGACUCCAAUCAACAGAUAGUCCAAGAGAAUUCUCAGCUCAAGGAAAAGGUUUCUUCCCUUCAAAUCAUAUUGUCUGAUAUGCUACUGCCUGUGAGGAGUAUUGUAGGUGAGGAUAGCAGACCCCAGCAAGCUCCAACUACACCCUCCGCUACUGUUAGUUCCAUGCAAUUACUUCAUUAAUUAAUAAUGACUACUAUUAUUAUUAUUUAUAGUA